AUGGCCGCAGCUACCUCCACACCCUCGCUCAAUGCAUGGUUCUCGCGUCACCUGCGAUGUUCUCGCUUCACCUACCUUCGCAUUGUCGAACAUGUUCAAACGGCGUGA
Molecule: messenger RNA, 108 nt
Organism: Aphanomyces astaci
Lineage: Eukaryota; Oomycota; Saprolegniomycetes; Saprolegniales; Verrucalvaceae
Exons: 2
Coding region: 1-108 (35 amino acids)
Source: RefSeq, a predicted model, not a curated record